CACGUUUCCUCUUCAUAUUGCAAAAGUUGAAUUGUCGCUUGCCUUCGACGCUCUUCACUGGCAACGUCCUUUUAUCUAAAUCCCGAGCUCCACAUCAUAUGAUCCGCAUUCACGUGCAUCCGUUUAUCUCAUUAUAGUUCGUGCAACAGAGAUCGAAUCAUUCGCCUUUGCUGCCAUUUCCGCGGCGCUCCAACUCUAAUUUGCACCGGUUUCCGGACCAGCAUUGGGUGACUCAUGGAGCCAGCAUCAGCGGAUUCAUCAUCUCAACCUAUCAAUUCAGCUCCCAAUAUUGAGCAUCAUUCCACCAAUGUUUCUGGACAAAAUGACAAUGCCCAUAACCCGGCACCCUCAUUAUCGGCUACUGACAAAUCAUCCCCGGUGACAAAUCUGAAAUUUUCACAGGCCUUUAGAUUAAGACAAGGAGACUCCCAGACUGGAGAUACUGGGAUGUCAAAUUUUUCUUUCCUUACCAGUGGGCUUGGACGAAUGCUAUCAAUGCCAUCUGUUAGCAAUGAGACUGCUCCGGUCGAUUCAGGGGCUGAGAAGCCUAAUUUAAUUGAAUCAUUUACCAAAGGGUUAGUUGACUCAUCAAAGACUGCAGUAAAGAAGAUGCAGGUGAAGGCACGCCAUAUUGUCUCUCAAAACAAACGUAGAUACCAGGAUGAAGAGUUCGAUUUGGAUCUGGCAUACAUUACCGAAAAUAUAAUUGCUAUGGGAUUUCCAGCUGGUGAUUCUAGCUCUGGAGUUUUCGGAUAUAUCGAGGGUUUCUAUCGCAAUCACAUGGAAGAAGUGAUUAGAUUUCUCGAAACUCGUCAUGAGGGAAAGUACAAAGUAUAUAAUCUUUGCUCAGAGAGGUUGUAUGAUGCAUCACUAUUCAAGGGGAAGGCUGCAAGUUUCCCAUUUGAUGAUCAUAAUUGCCCUCCUAUUGAACUUAUAGCAUCAUUUUGUAGAAGUGCAUAUUCAUGGUUAAAGGAGGAUAUUCAAAAUGUGGUAGUUGUUCACUGUAAAGCUGGCAUGGGGAGAACAGGGGUGAUGAUUUGUAGCCUUCUUUUGUUUCUUAAGUUCUUCCCAACUGCUGAGGAGGCCAUUAAUUGCUUUAACCAGAAAAGAUGCAUUGAUGGGAAAGCUCUAGUUCUUCCUAGUCAGAUUAGGUAUGUCAAAUACUUUGAACGGACGUUAACACACUUCAAAGGAGAGGUUCAGCCUGGACGGAGGUGCAUGCUAAGAGGAUUUCGGCUUCACAAAUGCCCUUAUUGGAUCAGGCCUUCCAUUACGAUUUCUGAUCAUACUGGAAUUCUUUUCACCACAAAAAAGCAUCCAAAAACAAAGGAUCUGAUGCCGGAAGACUUUUGGAUCAGUAUUCCGAAGAAAGGAAUUGUGGUAUUUGCAUUGCCUGGGGAGCCUGGUCUAACGGAGUUGGCUGGGGACUUCAAAAUCUAUUUUAAUGAUGGACAGGGAGAUUUCUACUGUUGGUUAAAUACAACCAUGACAGAAAACAGAAAAAUCUUGGACGCCUCGGAUCUUGAUGGUUUUGACAAGAGAAAGAUCCCUGCUCCCGGAUUUCAGGUCGAAGUGGUAAUGGCAGAUUAUAACGGCACCCUACCUCCUCGUACAAAAGUCAAACCCGCCAGCAAAGGGUCUAGUAGCAACACAGGAAAUGUCUCCGCUUCAGAUCCGAGGCUUGCUUCUGAUUCAAGAAAGAGCAAGGUUCCUACAAACGGGGAUGAUGACGUCUUCUCAGAUAGUGAAGGAGAGGAAGCCAAAGAUUCAAAGACCAGGGAAACUAAAGCCACAUCUGAUUUCAGAGACGGGGAAGGUCAUCAAGCAUCUGAUACCACUACAGACCAUGAGGCAACCUUGACCUCAGGGACAAAGCAGCUGUCACUCCAGCAUCAAGAACGUAUACAAAAUAAUGCUUACGAAGAAGGAUCAAAUAGUCCGAAAAUUCAGAGAACUCCCCGGAGCCCUAAAAUAGAGUACGCUGAGGCAAAUGAGAUCAAGGCCAUGGCAGCCGAUGCUUCAGUUUUUUCUUUCGGAGAUGAAGAUUUUGAAAGCGAUUGAGGGCGACUGAGAUCAAUUCUUCGGAAUUACUAGAUUGCUCGGGAUUUCGCACCUAGUUGAACUACCAAAAAGAGUCAUAAUUAGUGGCAAACGCACUGGAAAUUACAAUAUUUAUUCCAUUUUCCUUGUAUAUGUUGACCAAAUUUAGUGCUAUUAUAUAAUUCACAUCCUGUUCAA
Messenger RNA from Neltuma alba, 2238 nucleotides. RefSeq names its product phosphatidylinositol 3,4,5-trisphosphate 3-phosphatase and protein-tyrosine-phosphatase PTEN2A. The transcript is spliced from 13 exons. NCBI's taxonomy places the organism in Eukaryota, Viridiplantae, Streptophyta, Magnoliopsida, Fabales, Fabaceae. Gene Ontology annotation, molecular function: phosphatidylinositol-3,4,5-trisphosphate 3-phosphatase activity. Gene Ontology annotation, cellular component: cytosol. Gene Ontology annotation, biological process: dephosphorylation. The record is from RefSeq and is a predicted model, not a curated record. The coding region runs from base 235 to 2061 and encodes 608 amino acids.